Molecule: messenger RNA, 2668 nt
Organism: Pararge aegeria (speckled wood butterfly)
Lineage: Eukaryota; Metazoa; Arthropoda; Insecta; Lepidoptera; Nymphalidae
Gene: Edc3
Product: enhancer of mRNA-decapping protein 3
Exons: 3
Coding region: 248-1657 (469 amino acids)
Biological process (GO): P-body assembly; deadenylation-independent decapping of nuclear-transcribed mRNA
Cellular component (GO): P-body
Molecular function (GO): mRNA binding
Source: RefSeq, a predicted model, not a curated record
GAGCAGAGCAGAACACACAGACUACGAAAUAUAAUCACUAACCAGUAAAUGAACAUAAUCUGGUUUCUGUCAUCUGUCGUAAACUUUCAUGUAAAAAAGGCAUUCUCCUAAGAAAUAAAGAAUUUUAAAACUUUUACGAGAGUAAGAUCCAAGGUGUUACUAUAAAGAAAGAAGCUAUAGAAUCUAUGCGUAAGUUGCAAACGCACGCUAACUGGAGUGUCUCGGGCGCUGGACGGCCGAUGCGAGCAUGUCCAAGUGGGUCGGGUACGCCGUUUCCGUGAGCUGCGGGGAGCCGCUCGGCUGCUACCAGGGUACGAUCCUGGAAGCCGACGGGAACACCAUCACGCUCAACAAGGCUUUUAGAAAUGGAUUUCCGUAUCCGAAGUCCCAGGUUACUCUCAAUGCGGCUGACAUUAAAGAUUUGAAAAUCAUUGAGGUGAAUCAGCCCUCUGCUGUGGAGCAGAGCCACAGCACGGUGGCCGUCAGCAAAAACAACAAGAAGGGCCAGCGAGCAACUGUGUGUGAGAACUUGCAAGCCAACCCUUCGCAGACAAGCGAGCGGCAGAACUCGACCGACGCGAGCGGCAAGCCCGCCGCCGCCCGCGCCGCGCCGGCGCCCUCGCGCGGCAAGCCCGGCGACGGCCCGGGCGGCCGCGGCAAGAGCGGCGCGGGCAAGUGCUGCGCCGCCGAGUGCGGCCCGGCGGCCAAGGGGCGCCCGCACGAGCGCGCGCGGCGCCGCGACGAGGCGUGCUUCGGCGACGCGGCCGAGCCCGCCUUCCGCGACGACUUCGACUUCGAGGGCAACCUGGCGCUGUUCGACAAGCGCGCGCUGUGGGCCGAGAUGCGCGGCGCGCGCCCCGACCUGCUGCCGCCCAGCUUCCGCCACGACGAGAACGUGCUGGGCGCCGCGCCGCCGCCCGCGCGCAUCGCGCUGCCCGCGGCGCUGCGCGGGCCCGUGGAGUACGCGGCCGACGACGGGCGCGCCGUGCCCGCCGCCGCGCCGCGCCUGCGCCGCGCGCUGUGGGCCGGCCUGCGCGCGCGCGGCCUGCUGGAGCAGGCGCGCACGCUGCUGGCGCGCGCCGCCGCCGACGUGGCGCUGCGCCUGGCGGGCGGCGGCCGGCGCCUCGAGCCGCGCAACGCGCACCAGGCGCCCGUGGCCGUGGUGCUGGCGGCGGCGCACGGCGCGGGCGCGUGCGGCGUGCGCGCGGCGCGCCUGCUGGCGGCGCACGGCGUGCGCGCGCACGUGCUGCUGAGCGCGGGCGCGGCGGGCGCGGGCGCGGAGGUGCGCGCGGAGCUGCGCCAGCUGGCGGCGGCGGGCGGCGUGCUGGCGGCGGGCGCGGGCGCGCUGCCGGCGCCGGACGUGGUGCUGCUGGCGCUGCACGACCCCGAGCUGGGCGACGCGCAGGCCGCGCACGGCGCCGCGCUGCGCUGGGCGGCGGGCGCGCGCGCGGCCGUGCUGGCGCUGGAGCCGCCGCCGCAGGGCUGGCCGGGCGUGGCGGCGCGCGCGUCGCUGCAGGCGGGGCUGCCGGGCGCGCUGCCGGCGGCGCUGGGCCGCGUGCUGCUCGCCAACGUGGCGCCGCCCGCCGCGCUGUUCCGCGAGCUGGGCGUGAGCUACCAGCCGCCCUUCGGCGCCAGCAGCGUGCUCGCGCUCAACUAGCCGCGGGGACGACGACUCGCACUAUACGAUAAGACUAGCACUUGCGCAGCUUGCUUCCGAUAUUUCCCGCGUUCAACUGAACACGAGGUCAUUAAGAAAGAGGGUAUAGUGCAACACAAACUUUAUGAUUGUAUAAUUCUUAUUUAAGUAUUUUUAACUACACUUGACGGAAAUAUUAAUUUUACCAUUUUAAGAAAAUGCCAAUAUAAUUUACAGAACUCAGUCAGAACUAUCAGGAUUUGAAACCGUGACUCUUGGGUAAUAGCGGCCUGAGCGCUUUACCACUAAGCUACGGCUCCGGCGGUAUGAAAGCCGUAGCUUUGUGGUAAAGCGCGCAUGCUGUAAUUGCCAGAAUCGCAGGUUUAAAUCCCGUCGACUCCGAAACUUAUAACUGUAUUUAAAAAAUUUAUAAAACUUUUUGUCUUCUCGAACCGAACUACUUGAGUUUUGUUGCGCAUAAUUCAAAUCGGGCACAGCCAAUGAGCGCUACCGUCGCGAAGCUACACUCGCAACUAACAUCCGCGAUGACAUAAAGUUUGAAUCGAAAUUGUAUGUACAGAAAUUAUUAUGAUUUCGAAUAACUUAUAUUUCACUUUCGCAUUAGAAUAACAAAAAAAAAAUUGUCAACUGACUAAUUGUAAUCAUAUUGACACGUUGGCAUGUGAGAUCAUCUAGGUCAGGUCUUUUUUGUUAAUCCUUUUAAUACCGUUGUAAUAUUUUUGUUACCAUUUCAAUUGUAAACUCUGCUGAUGUUAGAGUUGUCGUUGUCUGCCGGCUGCACAUCUCUCGUUAGUGUUAGACGCGAACUAGGAUCUUCAAGUGAAUUUUACUGUUGACUUUGUGAUGACGAUCACAGAAACCAUUCAAGAUUUCGAAAUAUUAGUUUGACGUUUCGAUGAAAACAUGCAUUUCGAUUUAUACUUGCAUAUUAAUAAAUCAAUGUAAUGAUAUACAAGUACUUACAUAUACGCUUAUGGAGUGAUGAAUAAAUUACAUAAUUAUUUUUACAUA